AUGAUGCCCAUAUACUGCAAUUAAAAUUUUUUCGAAAUAGCACUUUUAAACUUUUGCUCAUCUUCUUACCAAUACCUGCAUCACUUCUUCGAUAAGAAUGUUGAACAACAGUAGCAAAUCAAAUAGGAAGAGCUGCUGCCUGAGGUAAAAAAUGAAGAAAACUCAUAAUAACAAGAGAAAAAUCUGAAACUUGUCGAAUAUCAAAACACAAACUAGAGGGAAGAUAAAAAAAUACAUAUAUUUCCUGGAUAAAGUAAGAAUUAUUAUAAGAACAUGAGUUAGAAGAUAGUAAAAUUCAUUUUUGAACACUUUUAAGAUGAUGAACGAGUUAUGAAUGACUCACACAUUAAAAAAUUCGUCAAGAUACCUAGCCAAAGUUUCAAUAGGGAUUCAAUUUUAAAACUUAAAAAAUCUAAAUUAGCUAGAAGAAUUCUAAGACUAUUCUUUGCUAAUUUAAAAUGGGUUAGACCCUUCAUCUCCUAAAAUAAAGCCGAGCUGACUCUAUAUUUUAGAUAUAACAAAUAGCUUUAUUGUCCAUAGAAAUCCUAAUAACAAAAUUAAUCACAUUAAGCAAGGCAAGACUGUAUUAAACAAGAAGAAUGA
This is a messenger RNA of Paramecium tetraurelia, 603 nucleotides long. RefSeq lists its product as uncharacterized. NCBI's taxonomy places the organism in Eukaryota, Ciliophora, Oligohymenophorea, Peniculida, Parameciidae. The transcript has a single exon. The record is from RefSeq and is a predicted model, not a curated record.